AAGCGUUUUUGUGUAGCGUUUGCAGGGACUGCCGAUGAGGUUUCCAGCCAAGAGACAGAGCAGGAAGUUGAUACUGUAGCAUAGAAAGAGAGAAUGAUAAGAGAUGGAUGAAAGUGUCAAUGCAGCCUCCGGCGCUUACCCUGUAGUCCAAGUAGUGAAAGAAGGGGGCCCGGCGGGGGCUUGGCGUGGUCGGCCACAACAACAAAGUCAUCUUCUUUCCGCCUCCUGUUGCCAGUGCUUGAAGGUCUGGGGAUCUCUAUCCGAUCGGAUCCGCCUCAGUCUAUCAACUCCUCCAUUCGUUUUUAUUGUUGUUCCUCCUGCGCUUUUCCCCGCCAAGGCUGCUGCGCCUCUGCGGGCCAAGAGAGACUCCCUCGGCCUGUGUGAAGGUGAGAGAAAGAACCUGAUCGUCUUUCUCCCGCCACAGGGUCUUGCAACAGACCAUAUCAGACCCUUAUCCGUUCGUUGUGCACUGGCUGCAGGCGGCUUCAUCUCCCCAUUAUACAGGAGUGGAUUUGAAACCCGCCCCCCCCCAUCUUUAAUAACGGGUCGCAGUGAUCUUCCAAACCAUUGUCUCACGCUUGGCGGCUGCCUGAUGUUCUGCUUAGAAAGACUCCGGGGGAAUUAGAUCUGACUUCCAUCUUCUCCUUACCGCUGCUGUCAGCUGUUGUUGUUUUGCAAAUCAUUCGUUUACAUUCCACCUUCCGCUCGUUUUGC
Molecule: messenger RNA, 714 nt
Organism: Aspergillus japonicus CBS 114.51
Lineage: Eukaryota; Fungi; Ascomycota; Eurotiomycetes; Eurotiales; Aspergillaceae
Exons: 3
Coding region: 104-625 (173 amino acids)
Source: RefSeq, a predicted model, not a curated record